AUAAAUAUAUUUACUCAAAAUUCUUUCUCACACAUUCAUUAAGUCAGUCACGCCUUUUCUCGACUACCCAAAAUUCCUAAUCUUCCAUGGCGAAACUGAAGAUUGCAGGCACAUGGGCAGGUGUGUUGGAGGUUGAAUUGGAGAAUUGGACAGUGCCCAUGUUGAGAGAAGAGGUUGCGAAGCGAUCAAACCUCGGGCCAGAGUCGAUCAACUUGAUAUGCGCAGGGAAGUUAUUGAAAGAUGGUGAUGGGAGCGAGAAGCUAAGCCAACUGGGUAUCAAGAACAACGGAAAGAUUCUUGCGAGUCGGGUCUCAGUCAACGAGGGGAAGUCGUUGAAUGAAGAGUUGAUGGCCGAGGAGGAGCGUUCUCGUAGACUUAAUCGAGUCAAGGCUGCUGCCAGUGCACUAGCUCAAAGACAUGCUGAUGGUUUAAUGCCAGUUGAAGACUUCAAUAUUGAACUUGAAGAUCAAAGUGGACAGAAAGUGCAAUUGGGAUCCGAGACUGAUCAACGGGCUAUAAUGAUGGGUCUCAUGCUUCACACCAAUGCUAAGCAGCUUAUUAGAAGGAAAAUGUUCAAAGAUGCAUUGGAAGUGCUUACUAUGGGAGAGGAAGCUUUCUCUCUUUGCAAUCCCAAGGCUAUAGAGCUAAUUGACAACGUCUCGAUACUGCAAAUAGACAUGGUGUGGUGUUAUUUUAUGCUCCGAGAUGUUAGCUGGCUUUCUGUAGCAGGAAUUCGUCUUCAGAAAGCUAAAGAAGGACUGGAACGUGCUCAUGGAAAGGACGCCUCCCGUGUCAGACUCCUUCAAGCAGGUCGCUCUCUAGAGCUAGCACUACACAUGAGACUGGAGCUGUUGGAAGGGGUAGUAGCAUAUCACUCUGGUCAAUUUGUUGAAUCUAGGAAGGCCUUGACCUCUGCUCAAGCAAAAUUUUCACAGUUAGUAGUGUCAGAUGAAGCACUAUCCUUGGUUAUGAGUAUGGGUUUUAAGGAAAAAGAAGCAAAGAGGGCUUUGCGCAUGAGCAAUCAAGAUGUGGGGAGUGCCAUUGAUUUUCUUGUGGAAGAGAGGACACAGAUAGAAAAGAAACGGGAAGAGGAUAUUCGGCGAAGAGAUGAGAUCUCGGAACAAAAGCAAUACGGAGUGACACCAUUAAAGAAACCUGUGGAUCUCCAGAGAUUGAGGGAGUUGGUUUCCAUUGGGUUCGAUAAAGAGCUUGCUGCUGAAGCUCUUCGUAGAAAUGAGAAUGACACUCAGAAGGCAUUGGAUGACUUGACAAGUCCAGAAACCAAUUCUCUGUUACAGGUUGAUAUUGAAUCUAGGAAAAGGAAAAGACAGCAACAAAAAGCCGAUGCUAUAAUUGAAAGGCUCGUUUCCAUGGGCUUUGAUAGAUCAAGAGUGGUUGAAGCUGUUCGAGCUGGUGGCAAUCUGCGUCAAGCCUUGCAACUGCUAACUGCACAACCUGGGGUGAACCCCUCAGCUGCUGCGGGUAACAAUGCCAGCUCUGCUCCAACAUCUACUACCAAUCUCGGCCCUGAAAGUUUGAGCAACCAUAAUCUUCCUGAUAGUUUGAUUGAGAAUGACGAAGCCGGUGAGGCAUCAACUUCCAGGAAAACAGAAGUGAGGGAUGAGGAAAUGGAAAACGAACUUGCUGCAGAGUUAGAAAGAGGAGAUGCGUAUUCAGACUACGACUUUGAAGUGACGGAAGAGGGUGAAGCCUUGAAUGAGUACUUGGCUUUGCUUGAUUCAGCAGGCAGCAAUCAAAAGGUUCAAGCUUCUCAUUAAGGAGGGAAACUCUUCACCAUGGCAUUAAGUAUAUAUCUGUCAAUAGAUCUCCAUAAUUGUUCCUUGGGGACAUCUGAUAAAAUCAUCAUCUAUAACCCUAAUAAUUAUUAUAAUGGCAUUAAAAAAUCAUGUGCUACAGAAAGCAAAAUCUAUUUUUGCUAGCGUAAUGAAUCAUACUAUGCCAGGGAUUUUAUAUUUAUGACAACAGAGUUUUCUUUUUUUUUU
Messenger RNA from Tripterygium wilfordii, 2003 nucleotides. RefSeq names its product NEDD8 ultimate buster 1. Gene Ontology annotation, molecular function: protein binding. Lineage: Eukaryota; Viridiplantae; Streptophyta; Magnoliopsida; Celastrales; Celastraceae. The coding region runs from base 87 to 1778 and encodes 563 amino acids. The record is from RefSeq and is a predicted model, not a curated record. The transcript has 11 exons. Gene Ontology annotation, biological process: regulation of ubiquitin-dependent protein catabolic process.